GUACCCUUUGCCCUAUGCGAAUAAUUUGUCACAUCAUCUCAAAUCCCCUUAUAUUGCCUUAAUUUCUUCGUCUCCCUUCAAUCCCAUUUACGAUUUCUCAGUUCUCACCACACCAUCGCUAUGAAUGGCAAUCGCAUCUCUGCCGUGAUUUUCGAUUUGGAUGGCACCCUUUUGAACACAGAGCAAGUUACAAAGGAUCUUUUAAAGGAAUUUCUUGCUAGAUAUGGGAAAGUGGUGGACAUGGAGAAGGAAAACAAGAGGAUGGGAAUGGUACACCAUGAGUCUGCAAUUGCAGUUGUUAAAGACUAUGAUCUUCCAAUUACACCUCAACAAUACACCCAAAACAUCAUGCCCAUGUAUCAUGAAAAGUGGCCUCAAGCCAAACCACUUCCUGGUGUCAAUCGCCUCAUUAAGCAUCUCCAUAAACAUGGAGUUCCUUUUGCACUUGCUUCCAACUCCAUAAGGAAGAAUGUUGAAGUCAAAGUCUCUUCCCAGAAAGGUUGGAAAGAAUACUUUUCAGUAAUUCUUGGAAGUGAUCAAGUCAAAUCAGGAAAACCUUCUCCAGAUCUAUUCCUGGAAGCUGCAAAUAAGAUGGGUGUGGAUGCAUCUUGCUGUCUUGUGAUAGAAGAUUCUCUUGUAGGGGUUAAAGCUGGAAAGGCUGCAAAAAUGCAAGUGGUGGCUGUUCCUUCUAUUCAAGAUGAAUCAGAUCAAUAUUCAAUUGCUGAUCAUAUAAUUCGUUCAUUUCUAGAUUUUCAACCAGAGCUUUGGGCACUCCCUCCUUUUGAUGACUGGGUGAUGAAUGCAUUACCAAUUGAACCAAUUUGUUUCAAGGCUUCAAACAAAAAUGGAUUUCUUCAAGAACUUUCAGUUAAUGGAGCUUCUGAUCUUCCUAAUCAAGCAUGGGGUGUGUAUUUUGGGUGGGUUGAAGUUGACUCACAACAGAGAUUCAAGAUUAUAGUUAGCAUAAAAUGGGACUAUACUUCUGGCUCUUUUGGAAAAACCAUUGAAGCUUGUUUUAUGAAUGGAAGCAAUGAGCAAAUCUAUGAUGAGCCAAUGAAAGUGACACUAGUUGGUUUCAUCAGAGGAUUCGAUACAAAGAAGAAUCCUUCAAGUGAUACUCACAUACUUGAUCAAGAUAAGUCAAUAGCAGAAGCUUGCUUGGAUUUAGCAGAAUAUCAGUAUUAACAGUGCCUAUUGGUGGGAAAAGUUAAACUUUUAAACCAUUGCACUGAAAUAAGUUCAAAUUUAUACAAGUUAUUAGAAUACAUCAUCUUUCUGAUAAAGAACUGGAGUUGUGUCCAUGUGUUUGUGGAUGGAUCAAUGUGAUUUGAUGUUUUUAAGCUUGAAAUGUAAUAGGUCCCACAUUUGGGAUAAUAAGAACAUUUGAAAUAAUAUAAAUUUUGAACUUUAAUGAGUA
This is a messenger RNA of Lactuca sativa (garden lettuce), 1417 nucleotides long. RefSeq names its product bifunctional riboflavin kinase/FMN phosphatase. The record is from RefSeq and is a predicted model, not a curated record. Lineage: Eukaryota; Viridiplantae; Streptophyta; Magnoliopsida; Asterales; Asteraceae. Gene Ontology annotation, molecular function: sn-glycerol 3-phosphatase activity; riboflavin kinase activity. Gene Ontology annotation, biological process: riboflavin biosynthetic process; glycerol biosynthetic process.